Molecule: messenger RNA, 1287 nt
Organism: Coniosporium apollinis CBS 100218
Lineage: Eukaryota; Fungi; Ascomycota; Dothideomycetes
Exons: 2
Coding region: 1-1287 (428 amino acids)
Cellular component (GO): mitochondrion
Source: RefSeq, a predicted model, not a curated record
AUGUCCGCACCGCGCCUAACCUUCCUCUACCCGCUAUUCUACAGGUCCAUACGGAGCUCAGAGUCCGCCGCAGUACGCUCAGUGCCUGAGCGCAAACCCCGAGCCCCGCAGCAAGCAUGCUUCCACACGAGUCCUCGCCGUAGACAAGAGCUCCAGCCCCAACAACGCUAUGGCACCGCCAACGAACCUCCGCCGCAUUUGGGCGCCAGCAAGCCUCCACCUCUCCGAGAAGCGACAUCCUCAAAGCCGCCGCCGCCGCCAGACAGCAAGCCCAACCAGCCCCAAGCCCUCCCCCCCAAAUCCGAGCCCUCGAAGACCGCCCCUCCGCCCGCAGACAAGACGCCACAAUCGGAGCCCCCCGAUCCCUCUUCGUCCACCGAAUCCGUCUCCCCCGCCCAAAAAGCCUUCCUCGACGCCAAAAACGCAAAAGAGUCCUCCCCCUCGCAGCCCAAACCCGACCUCCCGCAGACCGCAGGCCCAAACCCGCUCGAGACGGUGCUGACGAUGCCGAGCCCGUCGGAGCGCGAGGAACAUCGCCCGCCGCAUCUGCAGACGCCGCCGUAUGUGCAUCAUUUCGACACGUUUGGGCUGGUGCAGGAGCUCGAAAGGUCGCGCUUCAGCCGCAAGGCGAGCGUGACGCUCAUGAAAGCCGUGCGCGGGAUCCUGGCCGAGAACAUGGAGCUUGCGCAGGAGAGCUUGGUCAGCAAGAGCAAUGUGGAGAACGAGACGUAUCUGUUUCGCGCCGCGUGUAGUGAGCUGCGGACGGAGACGCAGACGAAACGAAGGGCGGCGAUGGAGAAGAUGAGGACGGAGAGGACGCAGCUGCAGCAUGAGGUCGAUAUGCUGAAUCAGCGGUUCGGCCAGGAGAUGGCGAACAUGAAGGAGGAGCUCAAGGGCAUGUUUGAUGAUCGGAAGAUGACGGUUCGGAUGGAACAGAGGGAUGUGGACAGUAAGAUCCAGCAGCUCAACUACAAGAUCACAGUGACGCUCAACUCGGACGCGCGCAGCGAGGUCGAGGGGCUGCGCUGGGUCUUGACCAGGAGAGCGGCAACGGCUAUUGUACUGUCUGCACUGAUGAUCCUCUCAACGCUAAAGUACCAGAGCUAUAUGACGCAGCUACAGGAAAACGAGAGGAAGAAGAUGGCAGAGAAGGACGUCAAACCGGCUAGAGGCGAGAGCGGCGGCGGAUCUGGUCUGCUCAGGCCGAUUGCCGCUGGGGAGGAGACAAUUGGCGAGGAGUUUCUUGCGAGUCAGGGGGGUGGGCAGGGGUAUGUGUCACUUGGGUAA